AUGUCGUCUUUGCCAGGAACGGUACCGCGGAUGAUGCGCCCGACUCCCGGACAGAACUAUCCCCGCACUGGAUUCCCUCUGGAAGUGUCCACUCCUCUGGGCCAGGGGCGGGUCAACCAGCUCGGAGGGGUCUUCAUUAACGGCCGGCCGCUGCCCAACCACAUCCGACACAAGAUAGUGGAGAUGGCCCACCACGGGAUCCGGCCCUGCGUCAUCUCCCGCCAGCUGCGGGUCUCUCACGGCUGCGUCUCCAAGAUCCUGUGCCGCUACCAGGAGACCGGCUCCAUCCGGCCCGGGGCGAUAGGAGGCAGCAAGCCCAGGCAGGUCGCCACGCCGGAUGUGGAGAAGCGGAUAGAGGAGUACAAGCGGGACAACCCCGGCAUGUUCAGCUGGGAGAUCCGGGACAAGCUGCUGAAGGACGGGGUGUGUGACAGAAGCACGGUCCCUUCAGGUGAGGCUUCCUCUGUGAGUUCGAUCAGCCGUGUACUUCGAGCUCGAUUUGGAAAAAAGGACGAUGAGGACGAGUGCGAUAAAAAGGAUGAAGACGGAGAAAAGAAAAGCAAACACAGCAUCGACGGCAUCCUGGGCGACAAAGGCAGUCGGAUGGAUGAAGUGUCAGAUGUGGAGUCGGAGCCUGACCUCCCCCUGAAGAGGAAGCAGCGCAGGAGUCGCACCACGUUCACUGCAGAGCAGCUGGAGGAGCUGGAGAAGGCUUUCGAAAGAACCCACUACCCCGACAUCUACACCAGGGAGGAGCUGGCCCAGAGGACCAAACUCACCGAGGCCAGGGUCCAGGUUUGGUUCAGCAAUCGAAGGGCCAGGUGGCGAAAACAAGCAGGAGCUAAUCAGCUAGCAGCUUUCAACCACCUGUUGCCGGGCGGAUUUCCUCCCACAGGAAUGCCAACACUUCCUACAUACCAGCUGCCAGAGUCCAGCUACCCAACCAACACUCUGUCCCAAGACGGUGGUGGCACAGUUCACCGUCCCCAGCCGUUACCUCCAUCCACCAUGCACCAGAGCGGUCUGUCCAGCACUGACAGCAGCUCUGCCUACGGUCUGGCCUCCAACCGCCACGGCUUCUCCAGCUACCCUGACUCCUUUAUGAGCUCUGCAGCACCAAGCAACCACGUCAACCCUGUCAGCAAUGGACUUUCCCCACAGGUGAUGAGCAUCCUGAGUAACCCCAGCGGUGUUUCCUCACAGCCACAACACGACUUCUCCAUCUCACCGCUCCACAGUGCCUUGGACUCCUCUCCAUCCAACGCCAUCUCAGCCAGCUGCAGCCAGCGUUCAGCUGAGGCCUCCAUUAAGACGGUGGACAGCCUUCCAUCAUCUCAGUCCUACUGCCCACCCACAUACAGCACCACCAGCUACAGCAUGGACCCAGCUAUGGCUGCUGCCGGCUACCAGUACAGUCAGUAUGGCCAGACGGCUGUGGAUUACCUGGCUAAGAACGUGAGCCUGUCCAGUCAGCGCAGGAUGAAGCUGGCCGACCACUCAGCUGUGCUGGGACUGCUGCAGGUCGAGACUGGCCAGGCCUACUAGCACUCACCGGACAUGCAACAUGACACCUGGUCACCAGCACAACCCACACCUCCUGCUACCAUCCAUACAAAUCUCCCAGAGACUGUGUGUGUGUUUGUGUGUGUGUGUGUGUGUGUGUGUGUGUGUGUGUGUGUGUGUGUGUGUGUGUGUGUGUGUUGUACAUUGGGCUGAUUUUAUACUUUAUUUUAUGUAAGUGUUUCUCCAGGGUUUAAGGAUUGAAUGAUGCAGCUGUCCAAGCUUUAAACAUUCCCAAUGGGACCGACCAAAGCCACUGUUAGGAAUAUUGUUUUAUAUUUGUUGUUCAUAUUGCACGACAGCUAUAAACUAGUGAUAUAAACAAUUACUAUGUAAAUCCUGAGCCAAUCAAUUUAGACUGGGUGACCUGCUAUUUAAAGUAACUAUAUGCAACUUUUUAAUGUUUCUGAAAUUGUAUAAUUUUUCAUCUGAUGAUCAUAAAUGACCUGUAAAAGCAAACGAGACUAACAGUGAAAAGAACGCUCUUUUUAUAUACAGUAGUUUUUAUUAAUGCCUUUGCGAGGGUCCGAUUUGUCCCGCGAAGUCCCAAAAUGAUUAACGGCAGGUAGACGGCGCUACAGUAACACAUUCUGACAGGUCACAAAUUUCAGUGUAACACCGGUAAAGCCUGUGUUAGUGAGUAUGCAGGUAAAAGGUAGCAGGAGAUUUAAAUAGGCCUAAUUGUAUUUAUCAUUUUAUUUUAGAAGUUAUCUGUUAUACUGGGGCAGUAUCAGUCAUAGUAUGAUUUUGUAUGAUAUUCUGUCUGAGCAAAACAUUCAUCGCAACUAUAUGACCUCCCGGUAACGCUAACUCAGUGAUACAGUGGGUAACACAGCACCAGCCGGCACGCGCUAGAAAAGAUCUUUGAGACAGCAGGUGUGGUAAAAACACUACCGCUAGAAUCAACACAAACCAAAGGUUCCUCAUAGCUAUUUUCAAAUAUUUUUACAUAAAAAAACUGCUCUUCUGUGGGUCAGCAAACAACAAUUAACCCAUCCUGUAAUGGUGCAUUCAGACUGAACGGCAAUAUAACUGGCGCCAUAUCUAGGGGUAUCUGGCCACAGACAGACCGACAGACAUAUAGACACAGACAGACAGACAGACAGACAUCUGUUGGCAUCCAUUGUCUCAUUGACAUGAAAUACAAUUGUUAACGUCAAUAACUCCUUUAACACACCUUAUGGGAACACAGCCCGGUUACUCUGCUGAGUCACCUCCAUGAUCUGAUAUUGAGUUUCAUUCAUUGACAUACGUUUCUGGUUGUGUCGUCAGACAACUGCCCGUGUGAUUUGAUUACAGCUCAGGAAUUUAAGCUCAAAUUUAAGUGUGUUGUACUUCUGACCACUCACAGCAUCACAGAUGAGUGUUCAGAAUUCAAUCCGCUGGUGGUCAGCGGAAACAAGACUUUGAGCUGCUGUCUUUAAGAAAUUGCCACCCAAAUAAACAGAUUGGUCCUGGCUUAAUUUUAGUGUUCUAAAUUCUAAACAUUUGUUUCACUUUGAGAAGAAUACAAUUUCAGGGCAACCCUAAAUACAUUGUAUUUUUCAUGUGAAACUUAACUUUAUAGAUACUGAUUAUCAGCACAAGAUAUUGGCCGUUUUAAAAAAGUGUCAGCCUUCAGGAACCCGUGUGUGCGAGUGUGUGUGUGUGUGUGUGCGUGCGUGUGCGUAAGUAUGUGAGGGAGAUAAAACACCUCUGUAGCAGACUGAUAUGGACUAAUUCAACCAUUCCUAAAGAUAUGCCUCUGUUCUGACACUGCAGUCCCUCUUAUCAACAACAGGAGCUCCUGAAGAGCUUUGGCAAUAGUCAGAGGUCAAACAAAGCCUCGGACUGAUCAGCUGACACUCGGCGCGACCAUCACUCCACACCUGAAUGCAGCCGGACCUUUCUCCAGGCAGCUUGGUACCAAUCGUGACAUUUCCUUUCUUCAUUUUCAUUUCUUUUGAUUCCAGUUCAUUUAAUGCUUACUACUUGUAUUUAUCUAUGAAAACAACCACUGGGGUGUUCUAUGACAUGCCAACACCAACUGUUCUAAAAUACUCUUUGGAUAAGAAAAGGAUUUUGAUGAGUUAUCUGCAACUGCAAUUGGACUAGUUAACAGUGUUGUUUAAUAUCAUAAGUAACUCUUCAUUCUUGCUAAUUGUGUUCAUUGAGGACAUGUUUUCAUGUCAUCUGCCCAUCACAACUAAAGUACGGUUUAGGAUGGUUACAGAUGCAAAGUUUGCUAUAGUGCCUAUGUCUGGAAUCCUAAAGUGUUCUCCCAACUCACUGUUGCUGUGUUCAGACGCCAGACGGAUGAGUUUCAACAACAGUGAACUGAGAGGAAAGUUGGGUGUUUCAAAAAAAUCUACAGCGAAUCAGUUAAUUAAGAUAGCGUAAUUGCUGAAAUAUUGGAUUUAAUUUGCCUCAACUACCGAGAGAACCGGGCCUUCAUCUGGAACAGGCUUACCUGAGGUCUGUAUUUGUGAUUUCCUAUAAGUAUAUUUUUUAUCAUAUUUCAGUAAAAGAAGCCUCUCUGUUUUCUGAUCUGCUCCUGUCUUAAUUUGCAGUUGACACAAAUUCAACACUUCCUCCGUGUUUACCUCUUGUCUCGAUCAAUUCUCUUCUUCAUUGUUCUUCUCAUCACUGAUAAGCGUGAUAGAGAGUUUCGUUAAUUUCCCGUAUAGAUGUUUCAAAAUUAAAACUCCCAGCAAAAAGCAUAAUCCUCUAUUCCUCUAAGUAUUCCAUUUACAUCGACUCUGCAGAGUAGAGGCAACUGGAAAUAAGUAAUUUGUCUUAACAAUAGACACGCUCAGUGUUUUUACCUGGCCAUUAUUUAAAAAAAAACAGCUUUCAUUUGAGAAUUUCUGUCACAAUGUGGACAGAACCUCUUAGAUGCUAAAGUGGUACCCACUAUAGCGGUUCCAAAAAGGAUUCCAUUGAGGAUGUCCAGUGCACAACAACAAUGCUGCAAAGAUGCCACCGUAUCGAGCUCUGUUUUGUGUUCUUUAGUGGAAACCACUUUAACAUUGAUGGGCUGGAGGAUAAACAGAGACCAAACCGAGAAUCAUUCCAUACAAAAAAUAAUAAUACUUGAACAAUCAAAAUAUACUCCUGUAUUAGGGCCGGUGUCCAUAUAGUGUUUUUCUCUGGCAGGGCCCAGGGGAGGGCUGCCAAGCGCUGCCUGUUGGUAUUGUUUCUAUGACAACAACGUUAACGUUAGCUAACUUAACACUACAUUAAUAAUGGGUUGACCACACAGCUCACAACAAGCUUACUUACUUAACGCUCUGAAAGAAUUUACCCUGAGUCACUGAACAAGGCAACUGUCGGUUAAAAUAGCUGGACAGUUGAGUGUCUGUUAUCUGAUCUGGUAAAGUCAGUUAAAAACAGGCUCGGUAGUGAUCGCCACGGUAGCGUGCUGCAGAUCCACUCUGUUUUAGGCUGAGCUGGACCGAGAGUAUUCAGUUAAAACAGAUCGGUGAUGCUGCUCUGCUCUCAUUGUUCUCUGUCAAGUUAGCUGGAAGUGAAUGUAGCCACGGUGUGUUUUUAUGUGGGAGUUACUGCGUCGGACUCCGUUUAAAAAAAAAUGCUUAAUUUGGCAUGCAGUUAAUACACCAGUCAUCAUUUAGUUUGAAUGAAAACUCAACUCCUGGCUGUUGCUCCUGGUGUUCUUCCCCACUGUUCUGGAAGAAGGAAAUAAUCCAAACGUUAAAGUCUUAAAUUUGAGAAUGGAAUUUGGUGUGGUGUUUGCACAGACCUGAGAGUUCCCCAACCUGCUAGAUCCCACUUUAACCACUUGGGAACAAUUUAAAAAAAAAAAGCGGGCGCCUAAAAAAUACAAAACGCCAUGUGGACACUUAGCCUUAUUUAAGUUUUAUUUAUUUAUUUCUUUUUCUUUUGUUUACCCUUGUUUUGCAUUUGGCACCUUUUCAGAGAGAUACUGUUUACCAUCAUACGUUUAAAGGUGAUGCCAUGAAAUGAAACUGAGCUGAGUUUGAUGAGUUUAUUUUGGUUCCCACCAGAUGCUGGUGUCCAUGUAUUCCUAUGGUAAGGGGAAUUGUCACUGUCUCAUACAGAGGCUUUUAUAAUAUCAUCCCUCUGCACCUCCACAAGAGCCAUGAAAACUAUUUGGAUGCUGGCUGUGUUAACCUUCUACCUUGUGUAAAUAUAUAUUUUUCAAUGACAGCAAACCAAGGAGAACAUUAAGGAUCAAAUGUACAGAUAAUUCUCAUUCAGCCCCAGCCCUCCUGUUUACCUCGUAGUCCUUUCUCUGCUUCGUUUGUUCUGCUUUCUGUUUGGCAUGUGUGUAUUUUACCAUAGUAUAAUUUAUUCUACCUGUAUGAAGUAUUAGACUAGUGACAAAUUUGUAUUGGCAUUUCCUCCCCUCAGCCUCUUGGUGUGUUAACUGUAACACUGUUUAUUAAAGCUCUACAACUGGACCAAGACCA
This is a messenger RNA of Perca fluviatilis (European perch), 5990 nucleotides long. RefSeq names its product paired box protein Pax-7-like. The coding region runs from base 1 to 1545 and encodes 514 amino acids. The transcript is spliced from 9 exons. Gene Ontology annotation, biological process: anatomical structure development; regulation of transcription by RNA polymerase II. The record is from RefSeq and is a predicted model, not a curated record. Lineage: Eukaryota; Metazoa; Chordata; Actinopteri; Perciformes; Percidae. Gene Ontology annotation, molecular function: RNA polymerase II cis-regulatory region sequence-specific DNA binding; DNA-binding transcription factor activity, RNA polymerase II-specific.